AUGAACUUUGAGUUUCUCCGAACCCUUCAUGGGUUCAUCAACUUUUUGCAAGUUGUAAGUUGAAGAAAAAUAUGAAGACCGAAGUGGAAAAUUUUUUCUAGAAUCUUGGAUUCGCAGCUUUGUUCGCGUGUUCUUUCAUUUGGCGAGACACUGAUACUUACUUCCAGUUCAUCUAUAAGGUGAGCAUCAGUUUGAGGAACGGAAAGAUGUGAAAAAGACAUCUGGAGCUGUUGUAGAUAACUUUUUCCAAACAUGUAUAAUUUUUUUUUUCAAUUCUCAAAGGGCUAAGUAUACUUUAUUCAGUUUUUCGAUUCGAACGAAGAAAAACAGUUUCAAACGCAAUGAAGCCUCUUUCUAAUAUUGCUUUUUCAGUAUUUCGGAUGGCAAAGUCUCAUCCUUGGCAUUCUUUUCAUCACUUGGAUUUUUGCUCUGCUAAUUUUCUUGUCCAACCUUUUCCAAAAAGAUGUUGUAGGAACUAUUGGAAAAAUGAAGGUGAGCGUUUUUUCAUUUCAACUUUUUCACGGAAAUUUCAGCUUCUUAUUCUUUAUGUGAUCUGCUUGGCUCUGCUCAUUAUUUCUGCUUCUCUUGAAUCUUGGUACAUAGGGCGAUCGGGGAAAAACGGAAUACAUCCCGACCCUGUGUAUCACCCUCGAUUCAUUGCUGUUACGGUGAGAUUUUCCGCUCUUUUAGCAAUUUUUUUGAGUAAUAAAUUUUGAUUCAAAGCGUUUCAAUAUAGAGUGGCACUAGAUUAAAAGAUUGUCCGAACGAUCAAAAAUGUUAAUUCUCAAAAAAAUUUAUUUUUCUGAUUUUAUUAAAAACAACUAAAAAAAUAAAGAAAAAAAGCAAAAAAACGCUUGGUUUAGCUAUAGCGACUCAAUUUUCAGCCAGUCUUCAAACGUUAUUUUAUGAACCUUUAACUUUCAAAUUUUUUGUUUCGAUUUAUUUCUUUCCGUUUAAACCCUAUCUUUCCAGGUUUUCAACUGGCUGCUGGUCGUGUCAUACAUUGUACUCAUCCUCGUCACUUUCUUCUUUGUUUGA
This is a messenger RNA of Caenorhabditis auriculariae, 1038 nucleotides long. The record is from the annotation of a GenBank genome assembly. NCBI's taxonomy places the organism in Eukaryota, Metazoa, Nematoda, Chromadorea, Rhabditida, Rhabditidae.